Messenger RNA from Eubalaena glacialis (North Atlantic right whale), 2396 nucleotides. Its product is annotated as phosphopentomutase-like. Gene Ontology annotation, biological process: purine ribonucleoside salvage; carbohydrate metabolic process. The transcript has a single exon. Gene Ontology annotation, molecular function: magnesium ion binding; phosphopentomutase activity. NCBI's taxonomy places the organism in Eukaryota, Metazoa, Chordata, Mammalia, Artiodactyla, Balaenidae. The coding region runs from base 26 to 1876 and encodes 616 amino acids. The record is from RefSeq and is a predicted model, not a curated record.
GGAACUUGGUGGUGGCAGCGCAGGGAUGGCGGCGGGGACGGGGGCUCCGGGAGGCGGCGGCCCCGGCAUGGACGCUCGGCUGGACCAGGAGACGGCCCGGUGGCUGCGAUGGGACAAGAAUCCUUUAACUUUGGAGUCAGUGAAACAACUAAUUGCAGAAGGUAAUAAAGAAGAACUACAAAAAUGUUUUGGGGCUCGAAUGGAGUUUGGGACAGCUGGCCUCCGAGGUGCUAUGGGAGCAGGAAUUUCUCGUAUGAAUGACUUGACCAUCAUCCAGACUACACAGGGAUUUUGUAGAUACCUGGAAAAACAAUUCAGUGACCUUAAGCAAAGAGGUGUUGUGAUCAGCUAUGAUGCUCGAGCCCAUCCAGCAAGUGGAGGCAGCAGCAGAAGAUUCGCCCGACUUGCUGCAACUACGUUUAUCAGCCAGGGGAUUCCUGUGUACCUCUUUUCUGAUAUAACCCCAACCCCCUUUGUGCCCUACACAGUAUCACAUUUGAAACUUUGUGCUGGAAUCAUGAUAACUGCCUCUCACAAUCCAAAGCAGGAUAAUGGUUACAAGGUCUAUUGGGAUAACGGGGCUCAGAUCAUCUCUCCUCAUGAUAAAGGGAUUUCCCAGGCUGUUGAAGAAAAUCUAGAGCCAUGGCCUCAAGCUUGGGACGAUUCUGUAAUCAAUGGCAGUCCACUCUUUCAUGACCCAAGUGCUUCCAUCAAUAAGGACUACUUUGAAGACCUUAAAAAAUACUGUUUUCACAGGGCUGUGAACAGGGAGACCAAGGUGAAGUUUGUGCACACCUCCGUCCAUGACGUGGGUCACAGCUUCGUGCAGUCGGCUUUCAAGGCUUUUGACUUUGUUCCUCCCGAGGCUGUUCCCGAACAGAAGGAUCCCGAUCCUGAGUUCCCAACAGUGAAAUACCCAAAUCCUGAAGAGGGUAAAGGUGUCUUGACUUUGUCUUUUGCUUUGGCUGAUAAAACCACGGCCAAAAUCGUUUUAGCAAACGACCCAGAUGCUGACAGACUUGCUGUGGCAGAAAAGCAAGACAGUGGUGAAUGGAGCGUGUUUUCAGGCAACGAGUUGGGGGCCCUCUUGGGCUGGUGGCUCUUUACUUCUUGGAAAGAAAAGAACCAAGAUCACAGCGCCCUCAAAGACACAUAUAUGUUGUCCAGCACCGUCUCCUCCAAAAUCCUGCAGGCCAUUGCCUUAAAGGAGGGCUUUCACUUCGAGGAAACAUUAACUGGCUUUAAGUGGAUGGGAAACCGAGCCAAACAGCUAAUAGACCAGGGGGAAAAUGUCUUAUUUGCUUUUGAAGAAGCUAUUGGAUAUAUGUGCUGCCCUUUAGUUCUGGACAAAGAUGGAGUCAGUGCCGCCGUCAUAAGUGCAGAGUUGGCCAGCUUUCUAGCAACCAAGAAUUUGUCUUUGUCUCAGCAGCUAAAGGCCAUCUAUGUUGAGUAUGGCUACCAUAUCACCAAAGCUUCGUAUUUUAUCUGCCACGAUCAAGGCACUAUUAAAAAAUUAUUUGAAAACCUUAGAAACUACGAUGGGAAGAAUAAUUAUCCAAAAACUUGCGGCAGAUUUGAAAUUUCUGGCAUUAGGGACCUUACAACUGGCUAUGAUGAUAGCCAACCCGAUAAAAAAGCUGUUCUCCCUACUAGUAAAAGCAGCCAAAUGAUCACCUUUACCUUUGCUAAUGGAGGCGUGGCCACCAUUCGGACCAGUGGGACAGAGCCCAAAAUCAAGUACUAUUCGGAACUGCGCGCCCCCCCUGGAAAUAGUGAUCCCGAGCAGCUGAAGAAAGAACUAAAUGAACUAGUCAGUGCUAUUGAAGAACAUUUUUUCCAGCCACAAAAGUAUAACCUGCAGCCAAAAGGAGAGUAAACUAUCCCAGCCUUGGGCAUAAUUACAUUUCCCUACAAUUAAGCUGAACUUGAUUUCUUAAGCAAUAUUUUUGUGGGCCAAAUAAUUUAAACUAUUGCUACAAGUAUUCAUAUUUUUUUAAUAGACGUACAUUCCUCCUUGUUUUAUAUUUGAACUUUAAGCGUAAUAAAGAAAGAUGGCCAAAUCUAACAAACCAACAUUCCUGUUAAAAGGUUGAGCAUCAUCCGAAUUUAAAAAAUGAAGAUUUUAAAAAUAACUAACCUUCAAAAAUAUAUUGUAAUUAAUAUGCUUUCAUUAGAAUAAAUACCAAAUAUGUUUCUUCUCUAAAAUUCAUUUUAUGUGUAAGUAAAACAGCCAGAAAGCCUAUACAUAUUACUAAAUUCUGGGCUGUCCUAUGUAAAAGAUAGCCACUUCUACAUAUAUGUAUAUUUACAUUUCUAUCAAUUGCUUAUAAAGUAAAAUAGAUGAACAGAUCAAAUGUUGUGUUUAGGGAAAAUACAAUUCACAGGAACCUAUAAAG